CCCUUGUCUUAUCCACACUCACGAAGUCCAUCUCUCUCUCUCUCUCUCUCUCUCUCUCUACACCUCCGAGCUCUCUCCCAUGGCGUCGUCCUCCUCCCUUCGCCCUCCUCUCAUCUCCUCUCGCUCCCUCUCCUCCCCUUCUCUCCCCUCCUUCUUCUUCCACCCCUCCCGCUCCCGCUCCCUUCUCUUCCCCAAGCCCCUGCUGUGUCUCUCCUUUCCUUCGUCGCCCUCGCCCUCGCCCUCUUCCUCCUCGUCGUCGUCCUUGCGGACGCAUCGCGUCUCCACCGCCCCCGUCGAGCAGGCGCCGGCCCCCGAGUUCGGGUUCGGCGAUGAGAUCGCGCGCCUCGGCGCGCUCCGCUCGCAGCUCCGAGGCGCGAGGAGCCUCGAUGAGAAGCUCCGCGUUCUAGACGCCGAUUCUAGGGUUGGGGACUUCUUCGGGAACGGUAAUGGCGGGGUGUUGGGCGAGUUGGAAGCGUUAGAGGUUUACUUGCUCAAGUGCUUGGUUGCGGCGGGGCAAGGGCACGUGCUUGGUUCGGAGUUGGAUUGGGGCGGCGGAGGUGGAGGGGGGGAUAGGGUAGAGGGGAGUGCGUUGAGGAGUGCGUUGUAUACUCUGGCUGAUUUGGUUGAGAAGUGGAGCUUGCAUGGGCAUGCGAGUGGGAUUGUUGAUGAUGGAGUUGGUGGUUUGGGCGUUGGAGAGAUGGAGCUGCUGAGGAAGCUGCUUAAAAUUCUGGGUGAGAUUGAGCAGUUCUAUGAUUGCAUUGGAGGGAUAAUUGGCUAUCAAAUUAUGGUAUUAGAGCUUCUUUCCCCUCUGAAAGCUCAAACUCUUCAGUCAAGGACAAGCGAGUUCGUGGAGCUGCAUGUUCCUAGUGGACUUAAUCUUAUGGAGGAUGCAGAAUAUGCAUCUCAAGCAGCUCUAUGGGGAAUUGAGGGUUUGCCAGAACUCGGUGAAAUUUAUCCCCUUGGUGGUGCCGGAGACCGUCUGGGUUUAGUCGAUCCAGUCACAGGUGAAUGCCUUCCUGCUGCAUUGCUUCCUUAUUGUGGAAGAACUUUAUUGGAAGGCCUAAUAAGAGAUCUCCAGGCCAGAGAGUUCCUUUACUUCAAGAUUUAUGGGAGGCAAACUAUUACACCUGUCGCAAUCAUGACAAGCUCAGUGAAGAACAACCAUGAGCAUGUAACUGCUCUUUGUGAAAGAUUAAACUGGUUUGGGAGAGGACGACAAAAUUUUGAAUUUUUUGAGCAGCCUUUGGUCCCAGUUGUGGCUGCCAAAGAUGGCAAGUGGUUGAUUAGCAGAUCACUUUUUCCAGUAUGCAAACCUGGUGGUCAUGGCGCAGUUUGGAAGCUUGCAUAUGACAAAGGCAUAUUCCAAUGGUUCUAUCGUUAUGGAAGAAAAGGUGCAACUGUGCGGCAAGUCAGUAAUGUUGUUGCUGCAACUGAUUUGACUCUGUUGGCACUGGCUGGACUAGGUCUGCGCCACAAUAAGAAAUUAGGAUUUGCAUCCUGUGAGCGGAAUGUUGGAGCCACAGAAGGCAUAAAUGUUCUUGUUGAAAAACAAAACCUUGAGGGGCAGUGGGCAUAUGGUAUCACAUGCAUCGAGUACACUGAGUUCGAGAAAUAUGGCAUUAUUGACACUGCUGUUUCUCUUGGCAGCUUGCAGGCAGAUUUUCCGGCAAAUACAAAUAUCCUUUAUGUUGAUUUGCGAGCUGCUGAGAAAGUUGGAUCCAGUCAAAACACUAAAUGCUUACCAGGCAUGGUAUUAAAUCUAAAAAAGAGGGUUUCCUAUGUCGAUCAUCUUGGUUUUGAGUGUAGUGCUGCUGGUGGCAGGCUAGAGUGUACAAUGCAGAAUAUCGCAGAUAACUUUCUGAAUGCAGUUAACUCUAGGUGCAAUAAAGGCAUAGAAAGUGAACUUGACACAUUCAUUGUGUACAACAAAAGGAGAAGGGUUACUUCAUCAGCUAAAAGGAAAUGGAAACCAGAAGACAGAUCAUUGCACCAGACCCCAGAAGGCUCCCUUUUGGAUGUUAUGCGGAAUGCCUAUGAUCUUCUUAUGAGUUGUAAUAUAGAACUUCCUAAGAUCAAGGAUAACAGCAGCUACUUCCAUUCUGGACCUCCUUUUCUCAUUUUUCUUCAUCCCGCUUUAGGUCCACUUUGGGAGAUCACCCGGCAAAAGUUCUUUGGUGGCUUCAUUUCGGAAGGCUCUGAGUUACAAGUAGAGGUAGCAGAGUUUUUGUGGAGAGAUGUCAAGCUGGAUGGAAGCCUAAUUAUACUAGCUGAACAUAUUAUGGGAUCUACCAUGGUGAAUGAUAAUGGUGAAUCAGUAUUGCUCUAUGGCACCAGAUGCGGAAGAUGUAAAUUGCAAAGUGUUAAGGUUACAAAUAAAGGAAUCGAUUGGAGUUCUCCCAACAAUGUGUAUUGGAAGCAUGAUGUCAAGAGAUUUGAGACAUUGAAAAUCAUUCUGCAUGGAAAUGCAGAAUUUGAGGCAAAAGAUGUAGUCUUGCAGGGUAACCAUCAGUUUGAAGUUCCCGAUGGUUACAGAAUGUGUGUUUCUCAGGAUUCUGCAGGUUUUUCCGUUAAGGUAGACCCUAUUGCAGAUGAACUAAUGGAAAGCGGUAGCUGGUUCUGGAAAUAUAACAUGAACGGUAUGCAUAUCAACUUGGAAAUGGUAAAGCUAUAGCGACUAUAUCAACCAUCGUUGUAUUACUCAUUGAUCUUCGGCACCCACAUUCAUGUAUAGAGGCCGCCGCCUCCUCUCACCUUCAUAGUCAGCCAAAUGAUGGCAACCCUUGUAAUUUCGCUUUUACAUAGGUUGCUUGUUGUAUAAACACUAUAAUGUAUCAAGAGUAUUUGAUGCAUUGUAUUCUUUUCGAAUGUAUAAAACUAAUGUAAAAUUAAGCUGGAUGUAAUUGAUAAUUUUCUAGGAAUUUACA
Molecule: messenger RNA, 2924 nt
Organism: Ananas comosus (pineapple)
Lineage: Eukaryota; Viridiplantae; Streptophyta; Magnoliopsida; Poales; Bromeliaceae
Product: UTP--glucose-1-phosphate uridylyltransferase 3, chloroplastic
Exons: 17
Coding region: 80-2671 (863 amino acids)
Biological process (GO): UDP-N-acetylglucosamine biosynthetic process
Molecular function (GO): UDP-N-acetylglucosamine diphosphorylase activity
Source: RefSeq, a predicted model, not a curated record